Rotaria sordida is the source of this 983-nucleotide messenger RNA. Lineage: Eukaryota; Metazoa; Rotifera; Eurotatoria; Philodinida; Philodinidae. The record is from the annotation of a GenBank genome assembly.
AAAAAAACCUAAGUUGGAAAGUUGAACAUAUUGGGUUAAUCUUUUGUAUUCAGCAUCAGAAAAUGAGAGAGUAAACUUUCAUUAACAAAAGUAUGUAGUUUUGUAGAGAAUUGAAAAUAGAAUCUUUUGAUAAUAAAAAAAUAAGUUCUGAAAUGCUGAGAAUCAAAUGAAAUAUUGAGACCGCCAUUUAUUCUGGACCACCCGUUACUUUUCUGUCCUCAGGUCUUGAAUAGCUGAUCUUUUUUAGGUAGUGGUUGACUAUGACGCCCUUCAAUUAGUAAAUUUGAAACAUCAUAAAAGUCAACCAUUACAGAACUUAUGACAUGAGUUGCUCUACAAUGGUUUUUUAAAUGAAGGAUAUUCAUCUUAGUGUCCUUUAAAAAGAAGCUGAUAAAAUGAAACUUUUUUUUUUCUUAUUUUAUCAUUAGGUACGCAUUUGGCAUCAUCCAACAUGGUCAAUUAAUGAUAAUAAUCCAUGUAUACUUUCAAUUAUUAAUCAACUUGAUGAAAAAACAAUAUUAAAAUUAUAUACAUUAGAUGAAAUUCGUGAAGAUAAUAAUGAUAAUAAUAAAGAAUUAAUUAAACAAAUAAAUCAAUUAGAUGAAAAUAUUUUAACAUGUCAAUUAAUAUUUCCAUUAGAAAAUGAACGUUCAAUACAAUUACAUGCACAUGUUGAACCAAAUGAAACUGAUACAAAAAUAAAUGAUGAAUUACGUCAAAAUGAUUCAAAAGAUUUAGUUAUUUAUCGAAAAUUUGCUAAAAUUGCUAUACGAUGUUUUAUUAAAAUAAAAAAUUCUGAUAUAAAAAAAAUUCGAGCUGCUUUUGUUAUUGAACAUCGUGUUGUUGGAAUUUCAUCAAUAGUUAGUACACCAACAACAACAACAAGUUCGAAUCCAACAGCACAAAAUGCUCGACAUAUUAUUCUUAUUGAUUUUGGCUCUAUUGACGAACCUGCACUUCCUUUACAUUCAGCAUUAACAUAA